Phragmites australis (common reed) is the source of this 375-nucleotide messenger RNA. RefSeq lists its product as uncharacterized. Bases 1 to 375 code for a protein of 124 amino acids. The transcript has a single exon. The record is from RefSeq and is a predicted model, not a curated record. NCBI's taxonomy places the organism in Eukaryota, Viridiplantae, Streptophyta, Magnoliopsida, Poales, Poaceae.
AUGGCAGGGUCCAACGCCGUCCUGAUCCUCCUCGUCCUUGCAGCGGCCGUGGUCGCCGCAGUGUCCGCCAGCUCCUCAGAGGAGUCCAGCGCCAAGCCGACCGUCCUGAUACCCGUGGCGGACACCCCGGUCGGCUCGUUCGAGGGCGCCGAUGGGCCUGUCGCCGACGACGCCCUGGACGACGAGGAUGCCGCGCCAGUGGGGGCACCCAUCGGUACCUCCAUGAUGGAACCCAAGCCGGAGCUCACUAACACGCCCCCCACCGAAAGUGAUUCAGCGGGUACCAGCGGCAAAACUGCUGCUUCCUUCCUCGUGGGUGGCCCUGUCGCUGCUGUAGCAGCUGCUGUGGCAGCCGCCGGCGUCUUUGCCUUCUAA